UAAAUAGUCUCGUAUCUUCAGAUUCAAACAUAAACAACACUCAAAAGUUUCUUCUUCGCAUCGAUCAUACAAAAAAUGGAUUACAGAGACGCCGGUGAAACUCAGUCAAAGUACAAAGGAAUCCGUCGUCGGAAAUGGGGCAAAUGGGUAUCGGAGAUUCGAGUUCCGGGAACUCGUGAUCGUCUCUGGUUAGGUUCAUUCUCAACCGCCGAAGGCGCCGCCGUAGCACACGACGUUGCUUUCUUCUGUUUACACCAACCUGAUUCGUUAGAAUCUCUCAAUUUUCCUCAUUUGCUUAAUCCUUCAAUCGUUUCCAAAACUUCGCCGAGGUCUAUCCAGCAAGCUGCUUCUAAUGCCGGAAUGGCCAUCGACGCCGGGAUCGUUCACAGUAACGGUGGUUUUGUGUCGGGAAAUUCUGGGUGUGGUGAUACGACGACGUAUUGUGUGAAUGGAGCUGUGGAAAUGGAGCCGUUGAAUAUUUCAGUGUAUGAUUAUCUGGACGGUCACGAUCACGUUUGAUCUUGUUUUGAGUAAGAUUAGGUAGCACUAAAACAAGUGUUAGGUACCUAAUCUUACUCAAAACAAGAUUACGCACCACAAAACACAAUCAAAUGGUUGUGAAUAUACGUAUAAGGUUUUGAUUAAUGUUUUAGUGAAGUUUGGUCCAUUGUAUACGAAUCUAUUAAAGAGGCCUCGCGCGAGAUAAUGUUUCGUGAUUGAAGAUUGAGUUUAA
Arabidopsis lyrata subsp. lyrata is the source of this 733-nucleotide messenger RNA. Its product is annotated as ethylene-responsive transcription factor ERF019. The transcript has a single exon. Lineage: Eukaryota; Viridiplantae; Streptophyta; Magnoliopsida; Brassicales; Brassicaceae. Gene Ontology annotation, molecular function: DNA-binding transcription factor activity; DNA binding. Gene Ontology annotation, biological process: regulation of DNA-templated transcription. Bases 76 to 519 code for a protein of 147 amino acids. The record is from RefSeq and is a predicted model, not a curated record.